GAGAGAGGAGGCGCUGCAGCCUGUGGAGGUAUUACGUCUCGAUGUGUCAGAGGGAGUCAGGGCGAGUCUCGACUGCAGACACCGUCGAGUGCACUGGCAGGAUGCGCAUCAAUAUGAGAAGGAACCCUCGAAUUUCUCUGAACGUCUUGUCGUCGACAAACGUCUGACAGCUCGGAUCAGCACACAAGGGAAACCAGCACACGCACAUCGCGGAUAACUGAUGUGACAAGCGAGUCUUUGCUUCGAAGUCAGCUCGACAUCGCUCUGCUCUUCAGCCUUUUCUUUUUUUAUUAUUCUUAAAUCCAUCCUCGGCCCCGACGUGAACCCACCAUGUCUGGGAAGGAGCGCAGCCCCCGCCAUCGGCCGUGGUCCGUCUACCGGGCCAACACGUUUGAUCUCUCAGCUGAGAUGAUGGGGCUGGCUCUCUCAGGCAACAGUCAGGAUCCAGACGAGCCUGUGCUGGAGUUCAGCGUGGCCUGCAGUGAGCUGGUUACUCCCUCUCUGGACCGUAAGCCAACCAGCUUCGUCGCCGUCAGCUGCACCACUCCGCCCCAGGCCUUCUGGACCAAGCACGCUCAGACCGAAAUCAUAGAGGGCACCAGCAACCCGAUCUUCCUGAGCAGCAUAGCGUUCUUUCAGGACUCUCUGAUCACUCAGCAGACUCAGGUCAAGCUUUCCGUCUACGAUGUGAAGGACCGCGCGCAGGGCACGAUGUACAUGCUCGGUUCGUCCAUGUUUUCUGUGAAGGAGCUGCUGCAGGACAAACACCACAGGCUGCACCUGACUCUCAGGUCAGCGGAGAGCGAGCGCGUUGGGAACAUCACUGUCAUCGCCUGGCAGAUAGAGGAAAAGCGAGAACAGAGAGCUCCCGUUGCAAGAUUACAGAGAGGAGACACGGUUAAUGGGAGGAUGGUUCUCCCUGUUGAUGAAAGCCUGACUGAAUCCAUGGGCAUUAAAUCCAAGUCUUCAUCUCUGUGUAAAGACCCACUGCUAAAGGCCGUGUUUGGGGGCGUCAUGUCUCGAACGUACCGGUUCCCCACCACGGACGGCAACCACCUUCGGAUCCUGGAGCAGAUGGCGGAGAGCGCGCUGUCCCUGCAUAUUCCUCGCCAGUUUGUCAAACUGCUACUGGAGGAAGAUGCCGUCAGAGUUUGCGAGCUGGAGGAACUGGGGGAGCUGUCUCCGUGUUGGGAGAACCUCAGGAGGCAGAUCAUCACUCAGUAUCAGACCAUCAUCCUCACCUACCAGGAGACCAUAAGUGACCUGCACGAAUACAAAGGUCCUUCAUUCAAGUCCAGUACCUUGAAAGCGGAGAGGAAGUUGGAGUUCAUUCCUACUAACCUGCACAUCCAGAGGAUGAGAGUACAGGGAGAGUCUGGCUAUGACCGGACAUAUGACGUCGUGACUAUCGGUGCUCCUGCUGCACAUCAUCAAGGCUUUAAAGGCUGCGGCCUCCGAAAACUGCUGCACAAGCUCGAAGAAGCCAGGAAGCACACUGUGGAGGAAAGCCAAAGCUCUGCUGGCCCUGGCUCCAAAGCGAUGGCGUACCAGCCUCAGGAUGUCGUGAAAGCGAAGGAGCUGAUCGCGCAGAUUAACACUCUGAAGACACAGGUGUGUUACUACACCGAGCGACUGUCUCGAGCCGCCAAGGACCGCUCAGCCAACGCUCUGGAGAGAACCCUGACCAUCCUCACAGAGAAGACUCGUCAGCUGGUGACCGUGUGCGACUCCAAGCUGCUCACCUCGGCCAUCCUCGCCCUGGCAGCCGCCCGCCCGGAGUUCAUUAAGCAAGGCACCCCGUCCCCGUCCUCCUCCUCCCUCUCGCCCUCCUCUCGUUCCCCGUCACGCUCCCCCUCCCGCCACCCCGCCUCCCCGUCUCGUGCCACCACCUCGCCCUCUCGCCAUGCAGCCCCUCCGGAUGGCGGCGACGGGAGUAAAAACAAGCGCUCCUCCUUCCAGGCGGAUUUGCACGAGGAGGAGUGGGAGAAGGUUUGGCUGAAUGUUGAUAAGAGCCUGGAGUGUGUGAUCCAGAGGGUGGACAGGCUGCUGCAGAGAGACAAAAUCCAGAGCGACAGCAGCUCAGAGGACGUCUUCCUGCUCGCCAACGAGGAGCCGGGCAACACUAAGAAAGAUAUCAGCCCAGAGGUAGAAAAGAAGUCCCCAGGUGAGUGGAGCGACGCCCUGUACCCGGUCCUCACCACGCUGACUGACUGUGCGUCCCUGAUGAGCGACAAAGCCAAGAAGGCCAUGGUGUUUCUGCUGAUGCAGGACUCUGCCCCCACCAUCGCCAUGAGCCUCACCCUGCAGUACCGCCGCGACGUCGUCUUCUGCCAGACGCUGACGGCGUUGAUCUGCGGCUUCAUCAUCAAGCUGAGGAACAGUCUCUGUGACUCAGGCUUCCUCCGGCAGCUCCACACCAUCGGAUUACUGGUGCAGUACGAGGGCCUGCUCAGCACCUACGGAGAGGAGCUGGCCAUGUUGGAGGAUAUGAGUGUCGGAGUAAUGGACCUCCGAAAUGUCACCUUUAAAGUGACCCAAGCGACUUCGGGUUUUGCCCCGGACAUGCUGCCGGUGAUCACAGGAAACAGAACCGGCUUUAACGUCAGGGUCCCGAUGCCCGGGGUGCUGUUUGACACGCUGCCAAGAGAGAUCCAGAACGGGAUGCUCCUGCGCGUGCAGCCCGUCCUGUUCAACGUGGGGAUCAACGAACAGCAGACGCUGGCUGAGAAGUUUGGAGACACGUCACUACAGGAGGUGAUCAACAUGGAGAGCAUGACACGCCUCAGCUCGUACUACGACCAGUUUAAAGAAGUCCUGCCAGACGACUGCCUGCCUCGCACCCGCAGUACCACCAGUCUGCCCGAGCUGUUCAAACUCCUGAGCCAGAACGUCAACGCCAAGAAAAACAAGAACGUGGAGAUUUUGUGGCAAGCGGCCGAGGCAUGUCGGCGUCUGAACGGGGUGCGCUUCACCAGCUGUAAGAGCGCCAAGGACCGCACAGCCAUGUCUCUGACCCUGGAGCAGUGUCAGAUCCUGCAGCAGGAGCACGCCCUCGCCCCGCAGGUCUUCUACCAGGCCCUGGACUGCAUGCGCAGUGAGGGCUGCAGGAGGGAGAACACCAUGAAGAACGUUGGAUGUCGUAAAUACGCCUUUAACUCUCUCCAGCUCAAGGCCUUCCCCAAACAGUACCGCCCUCCGGAGGGGACGUACGGGAAGGUCGAGACCUAAGCGGACUCCUCGCACUGGAGGAGACCAAAAGACUGAGGGAGAUAAUGAUGAUGAGCACCACACAAACAAAAAUACCAACACAAACUGGAACAACAGCCCUUUGUUUUGUGCUUAGUCACUGUUAAGCUGAUUCAUGUCCAAGUGCCAGUGCUACUCUAGUUUGUUUUAUAGCGGUUCCCCCUCUCCCCCCAGUAGAAUUAGAGUCACACAACGGCCACUUCACAGCCAAGAUCAGUAUCGAUACGGCUUUCGGUCUUACAUUGUAGCCGGUGUGCAGAAAACACUGUUGGCUCCAGUCCCAGUUGUAGCAUUGGGAAGUGUAAGACUGAGUCAUUUACCCGGUGUCCCUAGAAAUAAGAAGUGCAGGUGUGUCAGUCUAUAGAAAGAUGAUGUCAGACAGGUAUCUGUAACCUUGCUGCUUUCAUUUGAAUUAAUCUGUUUGUUCAUUUAAAGUUCAUUUAUUUGUCAAUCUACAACAGGAUGAUGCACGAUGAAAUGCAAGUUGUAGUGCUACACAUGAGGGUUAAAGGGUGAGGCUGUCAGUGUUUUUUAAUUGUGAACAAAUCCCCCCUGCAAAGACCACCAGUUGCUGUGUAGCCAAAGCCGGAUGUAGCCAUCAGUACACUCUAUUGUUAUCCAAAAACUGUUAAAGCACACCUGUAGUAUACAAUGAGUUGAGCUUUCAUACACUAUGCUUCUGCUGUAAAAAUCGCUAGCGCAUCGAAUGUGUAUUAAUCCGCCGCUGAAAGUAGUCCUCCACGAAUGUUCUGUUUGCUCACAUUUGAGUCACAUUUGUCAACAACUACGGUGCCCAGCUGUUUCAAGAAAUUAGAAAAAAGUAUACUUUAAAAAUCAAUUCAACUAUGUAUUAUAAAAAUGUAUAUGUUCAUGGGGAACAAAUGGGCUUUAGACUGACAGGGUAGGUGGGGAAGACAGAAACCAUAAGAGAGACGGACUAACACAGUGACGGUUUUGGUCUUUUCAUGGGAUUUAUUGACAAUAAUAAACAACAAAGAACCCUUUUCCUUUGAGACGACACAAGGCAUAAACUGUUUGUGUUUUCAUCGUGUACGGUCAAUAGAUUGUUUGCAGUCAGAUGAUUCUGAUGACACGUCAAAACCAGAUGGAGUGCAGAAGCGAAAAGCAGAGUUAAGUUGAAGAGAUGGUGGGGAUCCAGUUUGUCUUUGUUGCUACACAUUUUAAAGCAAAGUCAAGUCAGUUUUAUUUAAAAAGCUUGAAAUCACAGUCACGUUGCCACGUCGACUUCAGACGCACACACUCCUGGUCAUUCAGAAACAUUUCGUGCAGACGUGGUUUCUCUUAGUUCAUGACAACAAUCAACAUAUUUUGCAACUAAAUCUGCACAGUGACAUUUCUCCCCACACAGAUAAAAGCCCUGUUCUUUGACGGCCUGUUUCUGAGGCCAGACUGUGUCCACUCAGCCAGAUACCACUGACUGACUGGUAUGGUAUACUCAUGUUGAGGCAACUGUUAACAACACAAACCACAGGGAUUUUGACAGUUUGUGAAUGUGCCCCCACUUAUCUACCACAUCACUACAUUAUGUAUCAUGAGUCACUUCCUGCCCUCCAUCUGCAGUUUGCGCCAUAGCAACGGAAUGACGUGACAUCAUAUGCAGACCAACUGUUUUUCCUGCAAGAGGUGACAAAUGUAAUCUGAGGGUAACGCUGUGAAGUUGAAAUGUCUCUGCCUGUUGAGAUGCUUCUCUGGACCUAAGCUGCUCUGCAAAAAGACAGCUGUUGAAGUCAAAGCACUUAUUUUGUUCAUUCAAGUGUUUUUCACCUGUUGUCUUUCUCCCUCCCACUGUCUCAGCCUCUUCUCGCCUCUCCUCUUCGAUCACAUUAAUAUUCCGCAACAUGUCACUCUCUACAACAAGCACAGAUCCGUAAGAGGUACACAUCCGACACUACUCUGUGGUAUUUAAUGUCAUUUCUGUUGUUCCUCUGAUGCUAACGCUGGAAGCAUCGAUGGGAAGCUGGUUUAAAAAUGAUGGGCUUCAGAAGUGGUACAUCACAUUAUUAUUUAAACCUAACAUAUCUUCAGAUAUUUAGGACUUCUCUGCAGGUGCUACGCAGCACUAUAGUGGCACGAUAGCCCUUCAACCUUGGGUUUUUAUUUAUUAAAAGUGUAUGUUUUAUAGCA
Messenger RNA from Acanthopagrus latus (yellowfin seabream), 5391 nucleotides. It is a transcript of the gene inpp4aa, whose product is annotated as inositol polyphosphate-4-phosphatase type I Aa. NCBI's taxonomy places the organism in Eukaryota, Metazoa, Chordata, Actinopteri, Spariformes, Sparidae. The record is from RefSeq and is a predicted model, not a curated record. Gene Ontology annotation, molecular function: phosphatidylinositol-3,4-bisphosphate 4-phosphatase activity. Bases 331 to 3228 code for a protein of 965 amino acids. The transcript has 24 exons. Gene Ontology annotation, cellular component: cytoplasm.